This is a messenger RNA of Xiphophorus hellerii (green swordtail), 3095 nucleotides long. RefSeq names its product ETAA1 activator of ATR kinase a (gene etaa1a). Gene Ontology annotation, biological process: DNA damage response; positive regulation of protein serine/threonine kinase activity; regulation of DNA damage checkpoint. The coding region runs from base 213 to 1838 and encodes 541 amino acids. Gene Ontology annotation, cellular component: nuclear replication fork. The record is from RefSeq and is a predicted model, not a curated record. The transcript has 5 exons. NCBI's taxonomy places the organism in Eukaryota, Metazoa, Chordata, Actinopteri, Cyprinodontiformes, Poeciliidae. Gene Ontology annotation, molecular function: protein serine/threonine kinase activator activity.
GGUGUACUUGAGUAGGAGGGACGACCGUUCCAAGAUGGCCGCCGUGUUUCCUGCGCCACAGCAGCCAACGCUGGGUCUACUCUUUAUAUUAUGUCUACGCUCUUGAAGGCACUGCCGAAAGGAACUCUGGGAAAGAGGCAACAUGGCGCGAUGUUCAAAUUCUCCAAAUAAUUUUGAACUGAUGUCAGUUUGAGUUUUAUCCGCAGUCCGCCAUGAACGGAGGCGGAAGGCGGCUGGAGCCGCUGGCGGCGGCCGGAGCUCCGAGGAGGAACCGCCUGAGCCGCAGCCUCAGACAGAGCCAGACGGGAGCCGCGGCGGUCCUGGAGUCCACCCGGACCGGGAGAGAACCAGAGUUCAAGACUCCCACCAGAAUCUCCAGAACCAAACCCAGUUCGGUUCCGGUUCCGGGCCCGAACUCCCCGCACAACGACCCAGAUCUCCAGCAGGACAUCGUCUGGGACGCCGCGUCCCCGUCGCCCCGCCGAUCCGGAACAAGAGGGAAAAAGGCCGCCGCCGGAGGCGCCGUGAACAUCUCAGAGAUCGUCAGCAGGAUCGCUCCAGAGCACGGCCGGCCGCGGGUCACAGAACCGGCGCUGCAGCAGUGGAUCGGAGACAGCGCCGCCAUUCCCUGCACCCCGGACCCACAGGGCCCGCGGGCCAAGAGGCGCUCUCCCAGAGCGACCGGAGUGGAGAACCUGCUGCGGCUCGCCAGGCAGCUGGACCAGAACCUGUUCCAGAACCAGGACCUAGAGGAGGUUCGGACCGAGGAAGGUCAGGGCCCCAGGUCUUUUGGAUCGGAACCACGGCCUGACCCAGGCUUCCUGCAGGAUGACCUGGACUUCCUGUUUGACGGUCCGACCCAGAUGCCGAGCAGAACCCCGGGUCGAGGUCCGACUCAGAACCGACCAGGUUCAGCGUCCCUGUGUGGUUCUGGUCCAGCCGGCUCCGGGAUGCGCAGCGGACCCGGGUCGGUUCAGAACCAGUUAGAGGACGACUGGGAGAACGACGACCUGCUAAACGACUCGCUGGUUCUGGAGAUGACCCAGAACCCGGACCGUUUCCUGGUUCCAAAGCUCUGCUCCACCCAGAACCCGGCUGGUUCUGGUCAGAGUUGGGUCGCUCCGUCUGUCGGAACCAGAACUGAGAAAGAGAACCUGGACCCAACCUGGAACCCGGACUGGAGUUCUGGUUCUGGGAAGUGGGUCCAAACGAGAACAGAACAGAACCGGUUCUCCUCUGUCUUCAGAGCUCCAGAACCCGGUCAGAUGUGCAGCUUGGAACCAGAAUCCCAGUGGUUCUGGAGCGACCCAAUGAACCGGCCCGGUUCCGAUGGGCCGGAAGUCCUGGGCCAUCUGGACUCUGUGUUUCGAUCGGAACCGGUCUGGGACGGCCCGUCUGACGACCUGCUGUGUGAGAUGUGUGAAGACCUGGAGAACCGGAUCCAGGUCCAAACGGACCGGACCAGGUCCGAUCAGAGGGUGGUGCUGCAGCCGACCCACCGAAACUCUGGGAACCGGAUCCGACCGGACCCGGCCGGACAGGCUGGCUGCUCAUUGGCCGCCGCUCCGGUGAAGCAGCCAAUCGGCCGCGCCGUGUUCAGGAACAGAACCGGGUCAGAACCGUCGGCGGCGCUGCGACCCAAAGAAGCCCGGUGCUUCACCUUCAGGAGGCCCUGCGACCGGGUAACCAUGGCAACCGAGAAAGGUGAGGCCCCCCCAGCCCAACCUGCUGUUACCAUGGAAACAGCCGAUCGGGUUCUGCCAUUUCAUCAGCGUGAUGUCAUAGCUGGAGUUGAUGAUGUCAUUUCCUGUCGCUGCAGGGAAAUGCUCGGCCGCUGAAAUCGAGCUGAAGAAGCAGCAGGCGCUGGAGAGGCGGCGGCGGCGGCGGCUGCCUCCGACCGGAACCGGCUGACCCGGACCGACCCAGAACCAGUUUUUUAUGUUGUGGGUUUAAAACGGCGAUGAUGCGUUCAGGGACCGCAGGACAAGCCGCAGUAGGACUUUGGACUCUUUUUCUGUCGGUUCUGAAAUGGAAGUUAUGGAAAUUCCUUAAAAAUGUUUUUCAAGUUUCAGAAACUUCAACAGUUUAUUUUAUCCUCAGCGUUUAUGUUUUAUCCAUAAAGCUGAAGGUUUCUGGCGGACUGGAAUCAAUCUACCUUCUGUGACGUCAUCAGGAGCUGGGGGGCUCACUGAGCAGCAGAUGCUAAUUGUACUGUCCCUUUAAGGCCUCAGCAGCCUCCUCACUGAUUUGCACCUUGUUGAAUCUGAUGUUAAUAAAAGGACUUUACCUGAGCUGCAGUAACCUGACGAAUCAUCUCCAGGUGAGAGGAAGUGAUGCGUUCCUGCAGCUUCCUGUCUCCAAACUGAAGACAAAGUCAAAAGCUAACAGCAAUGUUAGCAGGUUAUUUAGCAGCUAUAGAGACAAUGAAAUGCUAAAUCAUUUUUCAGCAUGCAGUUCAUUUAUAAAUGUCACAAUUUCAAACUACUUAGGAAGGCAAGUCGCUAAAUAUUUAAUUAACCAAUUAUUAAAAUCGCAUAUUUAGUUAGUGUUAUAACUCCCUCAAGCCCAAGGGCAAUAAUCAACCAGAAUAAAGUUAAUUAACAAUAUUUAUUGUUACAUAAAUAAGAGAGUUUCCCGUUAACUUUAUCCAUUUGUAGUCAAUCCAAUAAAGUUCAACCGAAUUUAAAAACCACUGAAAACUGAAGAUCCACUGGAUUCACUGCAGAAUGAUCACAUGCAAUCCAAACUGAAGAUCACUCCAACAGGAUCGGCUCUCAGAUAUUAAGAUCAACAGCCACAUGAAACCUGAGUAUUCAGGAAAAUAAUAACUAAACAAUAAUAAACAAUGUUAGGUUGUCAGUCUGACCACAAACACUGAGGAGACAAACAACCCAAACUGGACGCACUAACAAGAAAACCAAACUCUAAAAGGAAGCAGUGAUAAAACAAACAGACAAAAAUUACUAAAUGCUUAUUAAAUCAUUUUAAUCAAGUCGAUCUAAAACAUUAAAACACUGAAUACCUGCAUCACAUAAACCAGACCUCUAAAGUUAAACUAGAUGUAAUAAAUCUGGUGCAGCCCUACCAAAAAAAAA